Messenger RNA from Fimicolochytrium jonesii, 2976 nucleotides. RefSeq lists its product as uncharacterized. Gene Ontology annotation, molecular function: GTPase activity; translation initiation factor activity; GTP binding. The transcript has 4 exons. NCBI's taxonomy places the organism in Eukaryota, Fungi, Chytridiomycota, Chytridiomycetes, Spizellomycetales, Powellomycetaceae. The record is from RefSeq and is a predicted model, not a curated record. Gene Ontology annotation, biological process: translational initiation. Bases 197 to 2800 code for a protein of 867 amino acids.
CAUAUUCGGCGCAUCUAUGUAUCCCACCGCAUCAAAGGAAAGCAGCAUCAGUGGGAAAACAGCAGAAAGCAAUGUGGCGCAGUCAUCGACACGCGAAACUUCCGAUUUCAGCAUUUGAUCUGCCCUCUUGCUGAGGAGGCCAAUUAGGCGCUUCAGCGACUGACACCCAGAGUGAGGAGGUGGAGCUUGACGCACCAUGGCAUCUCCCCUAUUACCUGUAUCAGCCGCCUCCAGGCGGGCUCCCGGCUCAGCUCGACUCGCGUUGCUGUUCACGCUCCUGGAUGCCAAUUCGACGAGCCGACAAUCCCGAUGUCGAUGUUUUUCCAACUCCGCCCGUCUGAAGGGAUGGGAACACGAAGAGAAGGAGCCGAAGAGCUCUCCUGCUGGUGGAGGGUUUAUGCCGGCACCAAGAGGUGGUGGUGCUGGGGGCUUCAUGCCGCCAAGGAGAUUUGAGCCACCACCAGCGCGACCAAAGCGGGAUAACGGUUCUGAUCUGCGGCCACCGCCGUUCGCAAAGAACGCCGACUCUCGGAACGGUCAGCGGGCGGAUAACCGGAAUGCCUCCGGAAGAGGCUUCCAGGCUCGAGGGGAUCAGUCUCGUUGGGAAAAAGGGCCUGCACGGCAGGGCAAACCGCCGGCCGGCCGCGAGUCCGAGAAGCCGGCUCCUGCAGCAAAAGCUGCGCCAGUGAUUGCGGAGGUGGACGACGAAGAGUCGUCCUUCACAGAUCAGCGCAGGAGCGGCCAGGGCAAGUUCGCAAAAAUGUCGGGGAAGGAGCGGGACCGUGAGAAGAUGGCGAGAUCUCACGAGAAGCGGAAGGGGGAGAAAGAGCGGUCUAGUGGCGCCAAAAAGAAGGCAAAACCUGCCGUCCUGCAAAAGAACAUUCAUCUGCAAGACGGAAUCAGCGUGGCGAAUCUGAGCACGUUAUUGGGAGUACCGUUCAAUCAGUUGGUGUGGAAGAUGAAGGACCUUGGUGUGGACACGACGGACGCGGAUUACGUUUUGCACAGCGAGAUGGCCAGUCUGAUUGUGUUGGAGUACGGUUUUAACCCCAUUGUGGCGACGAUAUCCGAUGUGGAUUUGACUGCGAGACCAGAACCGGAGGACUGGUCAGAAUAUCCCGUCCGUCCGCCGGUCGUGACGAUUAUGGGACAUGUAGAUCACGGAAAGACGACGCUUCUGGAUUCGCUACGGAAGACAUCGGUCGCAGCAGGAGAAGCAGGCGGAAUUACACAACACAUUGGAGCCUUCUCGGUGCUCUUGCCGUCGCAGAAGCGAAUCACAUUUUUGGAUACCCCAGGCCACGCCGCAUUCUCAGCAAUGCGACAGCGAGGCGCGCAGACCACGGAUAUUGUCGUCUUGGUCGUGGCAGCAGAUGACGGUGUCAUGCCGCAGACAGUCGAAGCGAUCAAGCACUCGCAGACAGCAGGCGUGCCCAUCGUCGUAGCGAUUAACAAGUGUGAUAAACCGGACGCGAACGUCAGGAAGCUCAAAGAGGGCUUGCUGCGUUACGACGUCGUUUUGGAAGAGUUUGGUGGGGAGAUUCCCGCGGUGGAGGUGUCUGGUCUGACGGGCAAAGGCUUGGACGAGCUGGAAGAGACGAUCGUGACCAUGGCUGAAGUGAUGGACAUUCGAGGGGACCCGAAUGGGCCCGUUGAAGGCGUCGUCAUCGAGUCCAAGCUCGUUCGUGGGAAAGGCAAUGUUGCGACCUUGAUGAUACGACGGGGCACGUUGACUCCCGGUGACGUUGUCGUUGCCGGGAACACGUGGAGUAAAGUGCGUAUCAUGCACGACGAGCAUGGGGUUGACGUGAAGAAGGCGGGUCCGUCCACACCCGUGGAAGUUAUGGGAUGGAAAGAUCUCCCCGCAGCCGGCGAUCUCGUCUUCGGGCUCGAUGCUGGCGUGGCAGAAGGCAUAGUCGGACCCGCUCGAAAAGCAUCCGACGUCCCCAAAAACAUCCUCGAAGCCGCCAAAAAGGUUGUUCAAGCACGCAUUGAGCGAGCCAGACGCGAGGCCUCCAUCGAAGAUAUCAAACUGCUCAACGAGAAGCGUCUGAAAGAGAAGCAAGAACGUGCUGACGCGAAAGCCGAAGAGGCCGGUGAGCCCACGUCUGCAGAUACCAUGACGGAGGAAGAAGUGGAGGCUGAGGCGAAGGAUGUUGCUGCAAGCGGACUUCCGGUCCUGAAUGUCGUGUUGAAAUCGGAUGUGCAUGGGUCGCUGGAGGCGUUAACGGAUGCGAUCAAUGGUCUGCCGGCGCAUCAGGUCCGGGUGUGUAUUGUCAAGUCGGGUGUUGGGCCCGUGACGGACUCGGAUGUGGAUUCUGCGUCGGCUGCCAAAGCCGAGAUCAUCACCUUCAACAUUCCCAUCGACAAACGCACCUCGCAAUACGCGGUCACGUCAGGCGUCACGCUCCGCCCUCACACCAUCAUCUACAAGCUGCUCGACGAACUGAAAGAAAUCAUGGGCGACCUCCUCCCGCCAGAGAUCAUCACCGAAGUCAAUGGCGAAGCCGAAAUAUUGCAAGUGUUCGGGAUCAACGUGAAGGGCAAGCAGAUUGAGAAGAUUGCGGGAUGUCGCGUGGCUACGGGGAAGGUCACGCGUGCGAAUAGCAUUCGGAUUACGAGGAAGGGAGAAGUUGUUUAUGAUGGUCGUUUGAAAACGUUCAAGCACCACAAAAAGGAUAUCAACGAAGCCUCCAAAGGCUUGGAAUGCGGCAUGGGCUUCGAAAGGUUUGACGCUUUGGAAGAAGGAGAUAUCAUCCAGGCGUACACGACCAUCCAGAGGAAGCGCAAGAUCACAUAGACUUGUAGACCUAUAUAUUGAAAUCGUUCAUCCCUAUAUAGAUUUUGACCCCGUUCAGACGUCGGCUUGCCCGUCUUACAUAUAGAGCACCUUCCUUUCGAUGGAGUGGUCGGUGAUGCGAAGUAUAGGAAGAAAUCUACUAUGCUGGGGUAAUCGGUGUGGUAAUCGACUAACAA